Aspergillus glaucus CBS 516.65 is the source of this 1190-nucleotide messenger RNA. RefSeq lists its product as uncharacterized. The record is from RefSeq and is a predicted model, not a curated record. Lineage: Eukaryota; Fungi; Ascomycota; Eurotiomycetes; Eurotiales; Aspergillaceae. The transcript has a single exon. The coding region runs from base 65 to 1183 and encodes 372 amino acids.
CACCGCGGGAAUGAAUCAAGUUUCAAUUUUGAUAUGAAUUUGGAUUUAGACAUUGUAUUCAAAAAUGUCAUGUGAUACAUCUCUUACCUGUCGGAAUCAGUCUGGCGUCACAUGGAAGGUAGAAUACCUUGACAUUCUCCGGGACAUUCCUCCAUCAGUCCGGAAAGAGCCUCCUUCCUCCGAAUACAAGUCGUUGUCUUGGAAGCCUGUCAACCGGUCUCCUUACAAUACUCGUUCUCGAAAUAGUUGCCAACCUGAUCGAACGACGCCAGAAGAGACCUCAGGAGAAAGUAGUGGGAGCGAUGGCGACUUACCCUCCCCAUCGCCUGCAGCACCAGUACACAGCACACAGGGCCAUGGGAGGAACAGAAGACGAGCCCAACCGGGUCGCGGCAAUAGUCAAGAAGCUACAUUUAACUCAAAAAGCUCUAAGAGUGUGAAGAACACGAGACAGUAUUGCACUAUAGAAUGCGUCCGCGGGUUGCUUAUUAGAAGUUGUUUAGACCGGAAAUGCCCAAACGUCCACGAACAUGGCUCUGAAAGACAUUCACUCAGUCCAAUGGAGCUUAUAUACAGACUACAUGCGCAACUCACCCAGGAUCGAAGAGAGGGCUUCGAGCAACUACACAUACGUGGUCGAACAGGUUUCUUAUUAAAAGCCACCUUGCUGUCUCACGGGUACACUGUCGUCAUUGAGGCUACCACCGUGCAAAAACAACGCUUUCUUCAAAGAGAGAUUGACACCUACCGCCACCUCCGGCCUUUGCAAGGGUACCAUAUUCCUGUCUGUCUUGGAGACUUCAGACCGCGCAUUUCGUAUUGGUAUCACGGUGAGCUCAUGUCUCAUAUGAUGAUCCUCAGCUGGUCUGGGAUUCGUAUGCAAAACAUCAUCAAUAAAGGAAAUGUUUCCUUAUUCAAAAAAGAGCGCGAUAGGCUCCUGAAGGUCCUUCGGUCUUAUGUGGUUGUCCACGGCGAUAGUGAGUGGCGAAACAUACUGUGGGAUGACAGUGCUCGCCGUCCCGUUAUGGUUGAUUUUGAGGAGGUGACUUGGUUGAGAAAACGGCCGAUACUUGGCUCGACAUCGGGGAAUGUUGCGAAAAGCUAUUGUUCAGAUAAGCGGAAAUGUUUGCUCGACAAUCACGCACCCCCAGCAGCGUCGGCUCUUCAGACUGAGAUUAUAUAACUAAUUC